AUGUGGUUUUUCGUAACUGUUAGCCCUCCUUCUGCGAAGAGAUUUUUUUUUAACGCCACAAAUAAGUAUUCGCGAGGAAGUUCUCCCGCAACACACAGCAGCUCGACCGAAGAGGCGCGGCGGCCACACUCCAGCUGCCCCACCGCCCAGGCGGCCCGGCCCGCCCCCGGAGCCGUGUUUACGGCAGGAGGAAGCCAGCGCGGUGCCCGCCCGCAGCGCCCGGCGGGCAGGUCCGGGCGCCCGCCCGCCCCCGCCGGGCUGAGCCCGCCCGCGGGACGGGGCGCGGCGGUGCAGCCGCCACCCCGCCAGCCCCGGCCCGCCAGCGGGCGGGCGCUGCCGGCCCAACUCACCGCGGCGGCGGCUGUGCAGCGCGGCGCGCAGGCGGCGUCCCGCCCGCUCCCUCCCCAUGCACGGCGGCGCCGGCCGGGGACGCGGCAGCAGCUCCGCGCCGACCCGCGCUCCUGCCGCUGCCUCCGGCUGGGCGGGCCGCCGCCGCCACGUCACCGCGCGGCCGCGGGCGGGGCGGGGCGGGCCCGCCGCGCUGCCCGGCGAGCGCCUGGGCCGGGCCGGGGCGGGCCGCGGCGUCCCGGCCUCGGCGGCCCUCGGCGGCCCUGGGCCCGCGGGGCGGGCUUGGCGGCGCUCUCCUGUGGAGGCGGCAGGCCCCUCGUCGCAGACUCACAGCAUUCUCUGAUUUGGAAAGGGAAGGGACACACGCGGAUCAUCGCGUCCAGCUCUUGGCCCUACGCAUCACCAUCCCCAAGAGUCGCCCCUGUGCUCGAGAUGGAAACUCAUCUGGAGCUCUGUCAGGUUCCGCUAGGGGGUUGUCGGCGCGAGGAGCGGAGCCGCUGCCGAGCAGGGAGUGCCGCUCCUUGCCCCGCUGCUGCUCGGCAGCCCGGCGGGCAGCCGGGGCUCCUGGCCCCCAGUCUGAAGCUAAAGCUGCGCCGCGGUGAGGCGAAGGGCUUGGCACCAGUGCGCGUCAGGGACAGAUCUGGCCUUGUUCAGCCCGGUAAACAAGCAGUGCGGCUUUGCUGCGGUCUGCCUGCACAGUGCUUGCAGUUUGGAAAACUCACACAAACAUGCUGCAGUGACACUGGAAACUUCUUCCAGGAAGAGAAAAGAAAGAAACUCCAAAAUAAAAAUAUUCUGAUGCCUCUGAAACAUAAUUACCUAAUAUGCCACUGAUAUCCAGACCACUCAAAGGAUAGGAGAGUAGUGUACUACAUUGCUUGGGCUCACUGCAUGACACAAGCCUCUGUUCAUCAAGAUUUCUGUGGACAGAUCCAUGCAAAUGCAAAAGAAUUUGACUCUUUAUAUUCUUAAGUUUCAGUAGUUUGUCAGGGUCAGGUGUAAUUGGUCCUGCCAAAUUUCUCAGCCUCUGGAGUGAUAAAAUGCAUCAUCACUUGCUUAGAUUUUGAAAGUCCAAUCUGUGUUAGGAGUCCAAACUUUACAGCUUAUCUAAUGAUACCUGGCAUUCUUGUUUGUCUUCUAUUAUAAUUAAACAUGUUUUAGUAUAAUGUAACAAUAAACGGAAUUAUCCUAUGAAAUAA
Molecule: messenger RNA, 1547 nt
Organism: Lonchura striata (white-rumped munia)
Lineage: Eukaryota; Metazoa; Chordata; Aves; Passeriformes; Estrildidae
Source: RefSeq, a predicted model, not a curated record